AUGCCGGCCAAGACCAUUAGACAAUCAUUCAAUCUGAAGCUGAUAAUCCCCAAGACAGCCGACGGCCACGGCAUCUUCCGAGGGACCGCGCGGUCCACCCCAGCCGAGUCCAGCAUCGUCUUCGCGCAGCCACAAAGGCCGCGCACGCUGCGAUUGCUCGGUGCUCCCACCCUGGAAUCACCCGGCUAUACUGUGGCUCCGCCUCAUCCCGGGCCCGGUGUGGCCUCCCCCUGGCAGUCCGAGCCCACAUCUUCGGAUUCGUCGGAUAGAGAUCAUUCUACGGAGGAGUUUGGCUGGUCCUCAGGCUCUGGCGAGUCUGGGGACCCUCAGGUUGCAGCGCGGUCUAGUCCGGAGCCUGAGGAAAUACCGCACGACUUGGCGCCGUCCCAUCCGCCCUCCAUCUCUCGCCGGGAUGUCGCCCCGGAGCCUGAGUCGACCGUCUCACAGAGCGCUCUGCCUGCCGUGCAGGCCAUACCGCACCAUCUGGCGCCGUUCCCUCCGCCCCGCACCUCUCGCGGGGAUGUCGCCCCGACUACGGGUUGGGAGUAUUACAGGCUCUCGGACGUCCCGCGCCCGGACAACGUGCGGGUGAUUCGCUUCACCGCCAGGCGCAAGCGUUGGGGGACCGCGAAGGGUAAGAAGCAGUCGAUCAAGAUCCAGUUCGACUGGCUAGACCAUGAUAGGGAAAGAUGGGACAUUCCAUGCCAACGCGACUUCGGCGGAGGCGUCCGAGGACCGGCGUCCAUCAAAUAUGUCGUGACGGAAUUCGCGAAGCACGUCCGCGAGUACAUGCAGACGUUUGGAUUCGGCUCGUCCGCCAGCGACCCGGUCUUAGGCGCGAUCCGUUUCUCCCAGCUCUAUCUGGGGUCGAUUUACUCCAGUAACGGGUAUGACUGGGUCGCUGAGACCUACAUCGGGUUCCCGCCGGGCGCCGGCCCCGCCUUCCACACCGUCGACGGCCACCUUUCGUCGAGUUUCUGGUUGAGGAUCCUUGCCACGGCAUAGGUCCACUCCGACACCACUAUGCGCCGCAUAGUUCCUCCUAUUUAAUGAUUAGCGCUACUUCAAGUAGUCGCUCGCUCACGACUCCGGGAUACGUUACGAAUCACGAAUCACGGUCUUUGUUCUUCGUUCAUGACUACUACUCGACUUGUUUUCCUAGUUUUUCCUGCUCUGUCCUGCUCAUCAUAUGCUACCCCUGCACCUCGCGCUUGCUAGUCCGUACUCAUACAUCCUAUGCUAUCACCCAAGACAGUUAUCGUAGUCAACACAGCUAUCGUAGUCAACACAGUUAUCGUAGCCUGUCACAUACUCGCAGAUAUACAUCGCAGUAUUCGUGGACGCUCACUGUGCGCAGACUUGACCAAGUCAUU
Molecule: messenger RNA, 1373 nt
Organism: Fomitopsis serialis
Lineage: Eukaryota; Fungi; Basidiomycota; Agaricomycetes; Polyporales; Fomitopsidaceae
Exons: 8
Coding region: 1-1005 (334 amino acids)
Source: RefSeq, a predicted model, not a curated record